AUGAAGAAAGUGAAGAGAAGAACCAAAAGUGGUUCUGAGGAUGAUUCGGAGGAUCUACCGGGCUGUGGUUGGUGCCCGGGUCCUCGCCAGUUGACAGUCGUCUCUGCUCCGAGCAAGAGACGCAAGGGGAAGCGCGGAGAAGGACGAAACGAGAUGGAAAUGGAUGGAAUGGAUGAAAAUGGGCGAGAUGCCCCUGUCGGAGGUGUUGAUGAUGAGAGUUGGGGAGAGGAAGAAAGGAAGAUUGGAAGUGGUGGAAGAAGGGAAGAGGAAAAGGAAAAGGAUUGUUGGUGGUGGUGGUUGAUAGUAGGUGAAGUAGAGUAG
Messenger RNA from Penicillium subrubescens, 321 nucleotides. RefSeq lists its product as uncharacterized. The record is from RefSeq and is a predicted model, not a curated record. Bases 1 to 321 code for a protein of 106 amino acids. The transcript has a single exon. NCBI's taxonomy places the organism in Eukaryota, Fungi, Ascomycota, Eurotiomycetes, Eurotiales, Aspergillaceae.